GGUGCCGCGCGCCGCGCUCAGACUCCGGACCCGGCGGCGGUAUCGGGGCGCGGCUCCCAGCCCGGCGCGGACUUCGGCCCCGGCUGCCGCUCGGAGCACGUUUCCGCCGGACGCCAAGCCCCGCGACUGCCCGCAGGAUGCGCGCCCUGGCCGCCCCGGACGCCGACGCCGCGGGCCCCCGGGCUCGGGACGCGGAGGCGCCGCCUCGCCGGAGCGCGGUCGAAAGGCUGGCGGCCGACCGCGCCAAGUACGUGCGGGCCCUCGCGUCCGAGCAGCCCGCGGGCGACCCCCACGGCCCCGCGCGCGCCCCCGAGCCCGUGGUGCGCAGGGUGAUCGCGCGGAAGCCGCUGCGGCCCGACUCGCUGGUCAUGUACCGGCAGAAGUGCGAGUUCGUCCGCGGGCCGGACGCCGACGCCGCGCGGGCGGGCCUGGUGAAGAGGCUGUUCCCGGGACCGGGCAGGGACAGGGCCGCGGGCCCCGCCGAGGAGGGGGCGGCAGGGGCGGCGGGCAGGGCCUGCGCCAGGGUGGCCGCUGCCCCCGAGGCCCCCGCGUCCCCGGCCCCCGCUGCGACCCCCGCGGCCCCAGACCCUGGCCGACGCCCCGCGGUCCCCGCGUCCGACCCGGCCCCCAGUAGCGCGGCCGCCGCGCGCGGGGGUCCGGAGCUGCGCGGGGCGCGGCGCGCGGGGCUGCGGCGCUCGCAGUCCGACCUCAGCUCCCGCUUCUCCGUGUCGCUGGCGGAGCUGGACUCCUUCUUCCAGUUCUGCGGCCUGGAGCCCGACGUGGUGGACGCGCUCGGCCGCGAGAACUUUUCGGCCGGUUUCGAGCGCGCGGCGCGCAGGUCCCGCUGCGUGAGCGUCGCCACCUCCGACAGCGGCUUCUCGCGGCGCAGCGACGAGGGUCUGCAGGAGGAGGAGCUGACGGAGCAGGUGCCCAGCACCACGUCGGUGGUCGAGAGGAACGCGCGCAUCAUCAAGUGGCUGUACACCUGCAGGAAGGCCAGGGAGGUCCCGCGCCCCGCGCCGCAGGGCCCCGCCUGAGCCGCCGGCGGCCGACCCUCACCCAGACCCAGGAUGCCAGUCUUCUCAUGAUGGGACAGUGAAACUUGCUGUGGAUGUUUGGGGAUCCAGGACCAUCCUCACUGCCACCAGUUUAUCCAGGGCUCCAGAUGAGCAUCAUUGCUAUUUCCCAGGAAAACAGCCUCCACCAAAAAGGGUCUGAAGGGCUAUGAAGAGAUGGGCUACGGACUUGGAGAUUCACUGAGACAUGGCCCUUGGACAUGGCUGCAGCUCUCUGUCUUUUCUUUGAGGAAAAUCUUGUUUCCAGCGGCAGAAGAAACAGGAAACGUGCUGGUGAAGAUUUUCAGGGGAGUCUUUUUAACUGGCUUGCUAACACAGAGGUACUAUAAUAUGUGUGAUAAUAGCUAAAUCGACGUAUAAAAUAAAAUGGCAAAGGCUAGAAAAGACAGCCAUGGCAGAGACCUCUUCUGACCAUCUUGAACUGUUGCAUUUAACUCAGAGUUCUGUGAUCAUGAAAAGUGUCUUCUACUUGCACAGUAUUUCCUAACAAACACAGCACACAUUCAUACACACACAUGUGUGCGUGCACACAUGCACAGACACACACAGCUUCAUUCUGAGCAUCACUGCUCUGUAAACUACAGAGAAUUCCAAAACUCUAGAACCACUUUUAUUUACUGAUACGCUUCCAAAAUCACCUGAGACCUACAAGAACAUUCUAUUCAGGCCACUCCCAUUGGAUUGUAGGUGUGUAGAAAUG
This is a messenger RNA of Sorex araneus (European shrew), 1776 nucleotides long. It is a transcript of the gene FAM110C, whose product is annotated as family with sequence similarity 110 member C. Gene Ontology annotation, cellular component: cell cortex. Gene Ontology annotation, biological process: positive regulation of cell migration; regulation of cell projection assembly. The transcript is spliced from 3 exons. Bases 138 to 1037 code for a protein of 299 amino acids. NCBI's taxonomy places the organism in Eukaryota, Metazoa, Chordata, Mammalia, Eulipotyphla, Soricidae. Gene Ontology annotation, molecular function: alpha-tubulin binding. The record is from RefSeq and is a predicted model, not a curated record.